AUGUCGAUGCUUGCAUCCAUGUCGUCAUCGUUGUCCGUGCCACCACGCGCAGAACCAGGCGUUGUGGAAUCUCUGAGUGGUGAAACGCAGACAAAGAAAAGCAUGGAGACAACUUCUGGUACCCUACACCAGCCGCAGCGUCCAGCAAGUGUGGAGCCCUCGUCCGUUGGUACUGUGUAUUGCUACCGACUCAGUGGUGAAAUCGCGGAAUACCCAGUGGAUUCCUUCUUGAUCAAAACUGUUUGUGACUUUAAGGUAUAUUUGAGCUCUCUCGAAGCGAUCCCAGUUUCGCUAUUGUCGCUUCUGCCCGCAAAAGCUGCAAGGUCAAAGAGGGAAAGCAAUGCGGAAAAUGACGAGCGCGAUGAAGUUGAUAGGUUGGAAAGCGCAGAGCCACGCAAGGACAAUGUUGCACUUGGAGAAUUGACAUCAACGUCCAGCAGCAGUUCUAGCGGCUCAGACGGCGAGGAGGAACUGGACGUCGCAGCAGACGACUCAUUACUAUUUCCACGCCUAGGUCUAAGUGCUGCUUGUAAUUCUCUUGAUGUGAGCAGAAAGCAACUUUUAGUUCUUGCGUCCAGCACUGAAGCGACUUCGUCGUCUUCAGUAUGUGCGUUGAGAGAUCCUUAUAAGACUACUUCUCAGGAGUCUGUUGCCAGCGCAAAUGAGGAUCGCAUAGCGUGGUUUCGCCUUAUGGUGAAAUGUGUGAAGUUCGAAGACCGUGUCAAUCGUGACUUGACAUAUUUGGACUCUCUCGGUAUUGACACGUGUCGCCACUGGGUGUACCUCGAGGCGUACAAGGAGCACACGCUUUGGAAAGAAUUGGAGAACAAAAGUGCUUUUUUGUGCCGGAUCUGCAAGCAACACCGCGAGCUCGCAAACGUUAUUCUGUCCCUUGCGGAAAGCCCGAAACUCAUCGAGUAUGUGCAAAAGGAAACAGGUGUGCGCGUGUCAAAUUUUGAAGUGCUUCCAGAGAAAUAUGUAUCUUCCCCGACGAGUCCAGUGCCAGACGUAGUUGUGUCUGGCCGAGAGGAUGUCGAUGUCCAGCAGAAUGCCGAGGGUGACAGCUUCGCAAAGAAGAACGGAGAACUUCCAGGCCCAGCUAACGUAUCAAGACUUGGGAACAUGUGCAGCGAGUUUGCCAUGCUCGGUGUGGCAAGCACAGAAGAUACUUCUGCGGCGCCUGCAAACCGAAAUGAGACGAUGGAGCUACAAGAUGACAAAGAACAUGAAGGGAUUUCACAUGACGAUAAUAUAUCGAAGAAUAAGCAGAGCUUGUUAUCACCGAGCCUCACUGCUCGAGCACGUCGUGAUACAACAUUUCCAAUCCAUGUAAAUCGCUCAAGAAUGAAGCCCGGCACUAGCAAGACAUAUGAUUUCAGCGUGCUGCCGCGCGUUUCGCCCUCGCCUCCUCCUCGCCGUUCAUGCAGUGCAUCAAAAGCCAAGCACCAUGUGCAUAGUAAAACCACGUCGCCGAAGAUUGAGCCUGAGCUGGCAUGCAAGGAAAAACACUCGAAUUCGAUCAACAAAGAACCGAAAGAAAGGAGGACUACCUGUUUACCAAGGUCCUCUACAAGCAGUGCCUAUGCAAUAACCCUGUUAGAUACCCAAAGCAUUACCCAAGAUAAAUCCGCAAAAGCCAAAGCAUCAUCAUCAUCAUCAUCAUCAGCGAAACCAGCUGUAAAACACGAUGGGCAGGGCUCCCUGUCCGGCUUGUCCCUCCCAUUUGGUUCGACAUCCUCGUCAAGGCGUGAAAGACGCAACAGCAAGGAACGAUCGAUUUCUACACCCGUUGCUUCCCAAAACCCUACACGGCUAGACCUUCAAGACCUUCAUUUAGUGAUUGAAGAGCAGCGGGCGCGGAACGAGGGGGCCGCGUGUCUGUUGCCGGAAGAGCGGAGGUCACAGCGACCUCUAGUUUUGCUACCAGAUACAAGCUUUGACCACCUUUUCACAGGGUUCGGCGAAAAACCGACGCGUACAAACAGAGGGAGGAGGUCGAGGCAAGGAAAGAAAAGUCAAACAAACGCGCUGGAGCAUCAAGGAGUAAAUCUCAAUAAAAAUGCAGAAGUAGAUGCAGAUCGAGCGGAUGAAGAAAUGCCAGGCCGUUGGUCCGCAUCCAACACCGGUCGAUUGCGAGGCUCUGGAAACCUAGACGCAGGGCAAUCCAAUCCAUAUAUGGAGGUACUUUCUCAACGAGGCCAAGAAGAUGAUAUUGGUGAUUCUUUUUUCAACGAACAUCGGCGCAUCGAAUUGGCCGCGAACGAAAAGACCGCUCCUCCCCGACGCGAGUCUUCGCAUGGUGACUGCGAAGCGCCUUUACAGACACUUUCAAACGACAGGCUCGAAUCUGUUUAUCAAGCGGACUCGUCUGCAUCAGGCAUAUCUGAUUUCGAGAACGAGGCGAACACACAACGCGUGCCUGUUUUUGAUUCCACCUGUUGUCGCGUGACUGGCUUUACCCCUCUCCUGCGCAGUCCUGAAGCGGUGCUCGGUGAGCAGGGCGCAGUGCGAUCGCAGGAGACCAAAACUGGUACUGGAGGUUCGGCAACAGAGAUCCAAAUAUAUGUGAAAGGACGCAAACGAGAACUGGCAACACGAGCCCACAGGGUAACAAAUGAAAGCAACAAAGUGGAACCAGUUUUCACAAACAAAAAGCUAAUCUGUCGGGCUCCAGAAGGAGAGCAAACAUGCGAAUCGGAGACCACGCCAGAAAACGAAUCUCUAGCAGAAGAGGGAGACUCGCACACCUGUGACGACACCGAAUUAGAAGAAAACGCCUGUUACGAUCCGCAUGUCUAUAGCUACUAUACCUAUAAGUACAGCAAGCAAACGACUCGCGAUACUGCGUUGGAUGCAGAGGCGUCAGCAAGCGCGACUGCGUCGAAGAAGGAAACAAGCGUGGGUCCAUCCAACUCGGAAAGUGUUCAGGAGCCAAGUACGCUUGCAACAUCGAGUAGCCUAGUCGGUACACAAGAAAUUGUGGCGGAAGGGAAACCUGAUAUAGAGCUGCUGGAGACACCAGCGAGGAUCAUGGAAGCGAAUCAUGAAGCUAUGUCUCGGCAACAUCUUCAUCACUCCGCGUCCGACACGGAGCUUGUUGCCGAAGAGCGGUCUUGCGCUAUGACCACAUCCUCUGGUGCAGGCGAUGCCGAUGUUCUCAGUCUUUCUUGGCCUGACUCAUUAGCCGAUGCUUCGCAAUUACCUCCACGUCCACUGUUGUAUACCGUGUUUUCUGAAUCAGAGAAUGCACUUUACAGUCGGACUUGCUGGGAGGCAUCUGCGCCGUCGAGAUUGCCACGAAACGCGGACGAACCGAGUGUUUCUACUAGUAUCAAAAAAAAACGUGAAGGAAAAAGCGACGUUCAAACACGCUUCCGCUCUCCUCAACCAAAAAGUGGAUCUGACAGUCAAGCACCACGUCCAGCUCCAGAAAAGCACAGAAAGAGCCCAGCAGCAGGUAGAGCAUUGUGGCCUUCUUCACUAGCAAAAUUCCCGCAGGUACCUAGAGACGAAGGAACAGCGAUUGAGAAUUCAGAGGAGGCGCACUCAGCAGACGUAGAGGUUGGAGGAGAGUUGCGUCCACGUUGGAUCAACAGGCCGCCAACCGGUUAUCGUAGCUUCGACCGUGAACGCCGGCGCAAGUACCGGUCUCCUAAUUUUGGUGGCAUUUUCAUGCGAAAGAGACGCGCGGCUUCGAUCUCAAUCGAUGCGGAUCUGCUGCCGCCUUCUGUCAGAGAGACGAACGCUCGGACCCACCUACUCUUGAUUGGCGCUGCUGGAAGCAAAAAUAUUUUCCAGAGACAUGAUCACGGAGCAGGAGGAGCACCUUCGGGCAAAAGGGCUCGCCAACUGAAUGAGGGAGUAAGAGAUUCCAACGAGACACUCCACGGCCUGAGCAAAAAAGCGUGGGAGAGGUAUCACUCAUCCGCCUCGGAAGCAGAUGAACAGACUUAUGCAACGUCCCGCCAUCGCGGAAAAAAGCCGCUGCUCAAGCGGGUUGGAAGCCAUCAGGGAAGCAAGCAAGACAUGCUGAGUGCACAUGGGAAAAAGGGGUCAUUCACAGGAGCCAGCGGCUCGUCGCUGUCGCAAAAGCAGCGUGGGAAAUUAGCAGCAACAAACGCAGCUACAAUCAAGAGGUACACUUAUGACCACGAGCCAUUCGAGGACGAACAAGAGCAGACAGCAUUGUACGACACGGAGUUAGAAUUGUAUGGUUCAACAUCUUUGCCACUUGAUCAUGCUGAUGCAACAACCGCCUUUCCCUCAACCUCAUCUUCCCUACCUCGCGGAAAAAGCUUUGGUUCUGCAUCCCCUCACAAGAUGUCUGCCUCUGCGUCCAAGCUUGCGCUUGCUAUGGAAAACGAACCCAGCCCAAAAAUUAGGUCGCGGAAGUUCACGGAUGAAAACGACGAGGGUUACGUGGUGUCAACUUUCGGCGAUCCAAGCAGGACAGAUUCUCCGACACUACAGGACACGCUCCAAGAGACCAACAUCGUUCCUCGGCAAUAUGGUACGCUAUAAAUAUGUUGACAUCUACUUUUAGUCGUGUACUCUUCUUCUUGUCUAAGUCCAACAGGAACAACAGGAGGAUGACAUUACUUCUUAGCCUUAGAACCUCUGAAUUUACUUUUACAGUGUUCAGCGCUGUGAAUAGCAGAGUCUCACUUUUUGUCUUGACGUCAGAUUAAUUCUGUUUUUGCUUUGUUUCUACCCUCUAGACUUUUCUACCAGUAAAAAAACCUCAUUUUCAAUCUUCCACCUAUAAUUCAGGACCGCUAACUUUGUCGGAGUACCUUGCGUUGUUUUCGUCUAGCGAAGAUACCUCACCCUCUGCCUCUGCUGACCCGCCCACGACCUACCCUUCAAGUUCUGACAUCAGUUCUUGCGCGGCUUCCGUGCGCACUCAGGGCCCCAUGUCACCCCAUUGUACCAUUGUGGCAGGGUUCGACAGAAGCACGUGGUCAACCCCUGAGCGUGGCACAAGCGCCUUAUCUCUAGUAUCCUCGGAAGCUGCUACAACGAAGAUGUUAUCAUCAAAUGACAGUAUCGCAGCUACUGGCGGUGCGCAAGCAGGAGAACAAGAAGAGGACGAGAGGGUACCUGAGCCGAAUUUGUCAGACGUGAUCUCCUCGGUCUCGGAUGCGCGUGCAGCAGUAGCGUCAAGCGCUGUGACUACAUUCUCUAGGACCCCUGACGAAGAUAUUUGCCAGAAGCAGGAAAGUGUGCAAGAACCAGCGGAAGCAAGUGAGCCACUUCCCACAGAAGAGGAUCACGAGGAGUGUCGAUCUGCGCCAGAAACGCCCGAAAUCGAGGAACAGUAUGUUUUGAAGCAUGACCUGUUGAACUACGUGGAUGAAACGGGCCGCACGGCGUUGAUGUGGCUACUAGUCUGGAAGCAUGAGCAGGCCGCGCGCGCGGUAAUUAAACGCGCAGACUUUGUCCGGCUAAAUCAGCGCGACAAAUGGGGCGGCUUCCUUCUCACUUUAGCAGUACCGACGCAUUCGUUAUUUUUAGAGAUCGUUCGGCGUCGCUCGGGCAGCCUUGGGCUGGAAGCGAUCAACGACGUUUUGCGAAGCGGGUUUCCAGCUUUCCGUCUCGCGGUCAAAUUGGGACUAGCGGAAAAACGGGAGCAUAUUUUGCGUCAACAGGAAAGAAUUUUGCUGUUGCUUCGCGACCGCAGACUUCGAGAACAAGAAGAGGAAGGGGCCCAAGAAGGACGAGUACAUAAAAAGGUACACGAACAACACGCUCUUGCUGUAGAAAAGGUUUGCAUUUAGAUUGUUGUUCUUCUAGUGUUUUUUGGUCGAAUAAGGAAUCUUCCUCCAUAGAUGAAACUCCAACUUUCUGGAAUUAGUUUUGAACUAUUGGCUCAGUUGUUAUUUGGUGAAGUGUCAAACUCAAAUAUGUAUUUAUGUAUAGUAAAUUCGUCAGCACCAGUUGUUGUUUUACUUAUGUAGAACAAAUUUCGGUAAGUACAACAAGUGAUGUUUGAAGUGAUCGAGUUAUCUCUCUGUUAUGUCCACCGGAUUCCUGACGGUCCCCUCAAUGGAGCAUAGACGAAAGGCUUGUGAAUAGCUUUGUGCAAAAAACUUCCCUCCGUAUCCCAUGGGUAUAAAUACAUUUUUUCCCUGAUUUUUUUGUGUAAAGAUAUGGUCACCUUGUUGGAUUAUUCGUGAUUUUUUCGGUUUUGCUCAUAUACAUAUUUAUAAAUAUAUUUAUAUGACGCAGGGCCGGACGGUCCCCCCACCCUCCCCCCAUGUGGUAUGGUCUGUGUUGGGGCGCGCGCGCGCUUUUGCGCGCGGAUUUUUCGCGGAUUCUAGUGGUGGAAGGCGUCAAAACUUGGCGCGGGCGUCCCCU
Amoebophrya sp. A25 is the source of this 6357-nucleotide messenger RNA. Lineage: Eukaryota; Dinophyceae; Syndiniales; Amoebophryaceae. The record is from the annotation of a GenBank genome assembly.